This is a messenger RNA of Lepus europaeus (European hare), 282 nucleotides long. Its product is annotated as short coiled-coil protein-like. Gene Ontology annotation, cellular component: trans-Golgi network. Lineage: Eukaryota; Metazoa; Chordata; Mammalia; Lagomorpha; Leporidae. The record is from RefSeq and is a predicted model, not a curated record. The transcript has a single exon. Bases 40 to 282 code for a protein of 80 amino acids.
AGAAUUUUGCAUGCAAGGCCCAAAUGUUUGUUAACCAAGAUGAUGAGUGCUGACACAGAUGCAGUUGGUGCUGUAAAUCAGGUGGAACUGGAAGAGCAAACACAACUUAUCCAUCAAGUCUUGGACCUCCAGCACACGCUUGAAGAUCUCUUUGCAAGAGUAGAAGCAGUUAAGGAAGAAAAUAUGAAGCUAAAAUCAGAAAACCAAGUGCUUAGACACUACUUAAGAAACCUCAUGUCAAGUUCCCAUGUUUUUCACUACACAAAAAACAAAAGAAUGUAA